AUGGCACCACAACGAUCAAUAGCUGGCCCGACAGUCGCUGCGCCUGCAUAUGAAACGCCGUUUUCCCCGACAUGGUCGUCCUCUACGCCCAUCUCAGGCACAGGGGAAAAUAUGAUCGUCCGCCCGACCAAUUGGAGGACUCAGCCGUGCAAACACUUCGUUAGAACACAUGGCUGGUGCCCCGUUGGCGACGCCUGCAACUUCAUCCAUGAUUCAGCACCGCCAUCCUCGGGGAGUCCUGAUCAGAUCCGAGAUGAACGAGAUGGAUCUCCUGGAUCUGACGUUUGUGCCAAGGGGCCAUGGAGCACCAACAACACCGCUAUGGGGGCAGCGCGGGCGCAUUGUUGGGCAUACAUUCAAGGGAUGUGCAUCAACCCGGGGUGCCAGCUUUUGCACCCCGAGGACGUUACACCAUACAUCCCAUAUACACCAUGCCUCCGCUGGCCGAAUUGUCCUGAUGGUACUUACUGCGCGUUUCGGCACCACAUUGCUAUUCCUAUCCCCGUGCCAGUACCUGCACCACUGCCAUUGCCAUACCCUCCGACAGAUGCCAAGAUUCCCGAGAUGGCAUCCGCCAUGCCAAAUCAUAUACCGCCGGUGUCUAGUCAAGCAUCCGCUUUUCCAUGCCGCUCAUACGAGAUCAACGGGACAACAUACUUCACUCCGCAAACGCCAGCUGUACCAUUACCAACGAACCCAACGAUGUUCUACGAUCACGCCACUAUCUGUGCGCAUAGCUAUCCUGGAACGUUCGAGGCCCCCGACCAUGUAUACAAUCAAGGGGUAUACCCUGAUGGGGACCGGGAGUCUCACAAGUCGCUUGAUCCUCAGCUUUUGGAAAGCAACGAGCCGGAAGAGCAGUCCUCGGUUUAUGUGCAACACGCCAUUCAGCAUGCGACCUCCGAUCCUGGGGUUGCCAUGGAUAGACUUAUAUCGACUCAGGCAAACGAAUUUCCAUAUCGGCCUCCUAAACAUCAACGCGUGGGUCACGCGAGGCGUAUUAGCAUUCAGAUGAAGAAGGCUGAUGCACUAAGCCUAAUUGCGGCUGCAUGA
Molecule: messenger RNA, 1053 nt
Organism: Suillus paluster
Lineage: Eukaryota; Fungi; Basidiomycota; Agaricomycetes; Boletales; Suillaceae
Exons: 3
Coding region: 1-1053 (350 amino acids)
Molecular function (GO): metal ion binding
Source: RefSeq, a predicted model, not a curated record